AUGUCAGGAUACUCCUGGCCAUGGCUUGUAAUUUCGCUUCCUGCGUCUCAUUUUUCAUAUUUUACCGCUUUGAGUGCCAUUUUGGCAAACUGCAAGCUGGAAACGGCAACGGCAACUGGCCAACAAGGUAAACAGACAAUUUCUCAAGCGUCUAAUGCCCUGACUUAUUGUUGA
Molecule: messenger RNA, 174 nt
Organism: Drosophila serrata
Lineage: Eukaryota; Metazoa; Arthropoda; Insecta; Diptera; Drosophilidae
Source: RefSeq, a predicted model, not a curated record